Coffea arabica (coffee) is the source of this 2728-nucleotide messenger RNA. The record is from RefSeq and is a predicted model, not a curated record. Lineage: Eukaryota; Viridiplantae; Streptophyta; Magnoliopsida; Gentianales; Rubiaceae.
ACUUGUUUUAUGCUUUGCUUUUUUUUUCUAACAAUGGCCUCUUCUUUGCUGAUUUGUUUAGCUUAGAGAAGGGAUAAUUUGAUAACUUCGAGAUUGGUAGUACUAAUAUUUUAGUGCAGAUAAUUCUGGUGGGUUGCAGAGAUAAAAACGAAUACCUUGUUUUUUUCUUUCUCUAUUCUGUAUUUUAUUGAUUUAUAGUACAUUCCGUUCUUCUUGUUUAAUGCUUUGCCAAACAAAAUGUUUGUUGAUUUCUGUAUUUGAUCGUGGGUUUUGACCUGGACCAAGAAAGAUCGGGGUUUCUUUUACCCUUUUGACUAAGGAUCCAUUUUCCUUAAGCUCCCCGCCUAUUUGUUUGGAAUUUUUUUUGGUUAGUUCUCUGUCUUUUUCUAUGCACAGUUAUUCCUUCAUUCUACAAUUUCUCAUCAUUUUUACUAAACUGGUCGGCGGAGAUUGGCUUCCGGGAAUCUUUAUUUAGUUAUCAGUUUGAUGAACUCUCGGGCGUGUAGUUUAUCUGGCUGAUUAGUUAUGCUAUGAACUCAUUUUCUUGCUCUUGCUGAUCUCAGGGUUUAUUACCCUUUGGGAAGAGUUCGGUUUCUGUUUUUGCUCGCAGUUUAUCAUUCGUGGGCCAUUGGGGCGCUUCUUCAGUCAUGUCCGGUGAAUCCUCUACGGCCCUUUCUAAUGGCAAUGCUGGUGCACCUUCUGAUCCGCACCGUACUUACGAAGUUGUGGUGGCUGCUACUAGUAAGAUGGGUAUUGGCAUGGAUGGAAAAGUACCAUGGAAGCUGCCAACUGACCUCAAGUUUUUCAAGGACAUAACUGUGACCACAUCUGAUCCUACCAAGAAGAAUGCUGUCAUUAUGGGUAGAAAGACCUGGGAAAGUAUUCCCUUGGAGCGCCGUCCUCUUCCUGGUCGCCUAAAUGUUGUUCUGACUCGGUCGGGUAGUUUUGACAUUGCAACUGCAGAGAAUGUUGUAAUCUGUGGGAGCUUGCUAUCUGCUUUGGAACUGUUAGCAGCAUCUCCUUAUUGUCUGUCAAUUGAGAAAGUGUUUGUUAUUGGAGGUGGCGAGAUUUUGAAGGAAUCCCUCAAUGCUCCUGAAUGUGAUGCUAUCCACAUCACUGAAAUUGAUGCUGACAUUGAAUGUGAUACUUUUAUCCCAGCUAUUGAUUCCUCUGUGUUUCAGCCCUGGUAUUCGUCUUUUCCAUCUAUUGAAAACAAGCUCCGCCACUCCUUUACUACUUAUGUCCGUGUGAGAAAUUCAGGAGUUGAACCUAUCAGUCAGACCAAUGGCGUAAUUCCUGGCAACAGUUUGGACAUUGCUAAGAUUGAAGGUAAGACAUUCUCUUUUUUACCUAAAAUGAUCUUUGAUAGGCAUGAGGAGCACAAGUAUCUGAGACUUGUGGAAGACAUAAUCUUAAAUGGCACGGCAAAAGAUGACAGGACCGGGACUGGUACUAUGUCAAAAUUUGGUAGUCAGAUGAGGUUCAAUCUGCGAAAAUCAUUUCCAUUGCUGACCACUAAGAGAAUAUUUUGGCGAGGUGUUGUUGAAGAACUUUUGUGGUUCAUUAGUGGCUCAACAAAUGCUAAAGUAUUACAAGAAAAGGGGAUUCAUAUAUGGGAUGGCAAUGCAUCAAGGGAUUACCUUGACAGUAUUGGUUUGGCAGAGAGGGAAGAGGGUGACCUGGGGCCUAUAUAUGGAUUCCAGUGGAGACAUUUUGGUGCUAGGUAUACUGACAUGCAUGCUGAUUAUACUGGCCAAGGAUUUGAUCAAUUGAUGGACGUAAUUGGAAAAAUAAAAAAUAAUCCAGAUGACAGGCGGAUUAUACUUUCUGCUUGGAAUCCUUCUGAUCUGAAACUAAUGGCACUUCCACCUUGUCACAUGUUUGCACAAUUUUAUGUUGCAAAUGGAGAGUUGUCCUGCCAGAUGUAUCAGCGUUCUGCUGACAUGGGCCUUGGCAUUCCAUUCAAUAUUGCAUCUUAUGCCCUGUUUACAUGCAUGAUUGCUCACGUUUGUGAUCUUUUACCAGGCGAUUUUGUCCAUGUUAUUGGGGAUGCACAUGUGUAUCGCACACACAUCAGACCUCUGCAGGAUCAAAUUCAAAAACAACCUAAACCCUUCCCAGUAAGCAUCACACAUAUUUUGAAAAUCAAUCCUCAGAAGAAAGAUAUAGAGUCUUUUGUGCCUGCUGAUUUUACUCUCCUAGGUUAUGAUCCUCACCAGAAAAUAGAUAUGAAAAUGGCAGUGUAGACUUCUAAUGUUGAUUAGGAAGAGGAGCAUGAAGACUCUUUUGCAUCCUGUUCAGCAAAAAUGAGCUCUCAUUCUGAGGCAAGUGUCUUGGUUUUCUGGGCCAUUUCUAAACUAGGUUUUUGCCAGUUAAACUCUUGGAUGACUUUGAAGAUUAACGCUGAUUAUUUCAACAUGGAAUUCUUGAUAUUUACAAGUCAAACAAUCACAGGCUGGAGACUCGUAAGAAUUGCGAAAUGGAUCUACUUGAUUGUUGAAUAUUCAGGAAUAGAGAAUCCUUUAGUUCCACAGGGAAUUGGUGGUUCUAAGGUGAUUUAGAUUACAUAAUCCUGGAACUUGGAAAUUUAUUGACUCUACACCUUAAAACUUGUACACACUUUCCUGUGUGGUUGAUAUCUAGUAUAUGAGAUUUGCCUAAUUCACAGUCUCUGUGUGUGCGCGUGCGCGCCUCUGUGUAUAUGGUAUAUGGUAUUUUGGUUUAUUCC